AUGUCAUCGCUUAUUCUUUCAACAUUUGCGGAGCGUCUCACUGAACUGGGUCAAAGAACUACCUUCCUGGAGCUACCUCCUUACUUAGAUCGUUCGUUCCCCAAUUCAAACUCGGGCAAAGUUGUCCAGGUGGGAAAAUAUCUACCACCUGAGGUAAAACAUAAAGCUGUAGACCUGCUUCGUGAGUACAAAGACGUCUAA
Arabidopsis thaliana (thale cress) is the source of this 201-nucleotide messenger RNA. RefSeq lists its product as uncharacterized. The coding region runs from base 1 to 201 and encodes 66 amino acids. Lineage: Eukaryota; Viridiplantae; Streptophyta; Magnoliopsida; Brassicales; Brassicaceae. The record is from RefSeq and is marked reviewed. The transcript has a single exon.